This is a messenger RNA of Chelonia mydas (Green sea turtle), 8709 nucleotides long. RefSeq names its product potassium voltage-gated channel subfamily A member 4 (gene KCNA4). The transcript is spliced from 2 exons. Gene Ontology annotation, molecular function: delayed rectifier potassium channel activity; potassium ion binding; protein binding. Gene Ontology annotation, biological process: potassium ion transmembrane transport; protein homooligomerization. Lineage: Eukaryota; Metazoa; Chordata; Testudines; Cheloniidae. Gene Ontology annotation, cellular component: voltage-gated potassium channel complex; membrane. The record is from RefSeq and is a predicted model, not a curated record. Bases 1608 to 3602 code for a protein of 664 amino acids.
AGACCAGGCGUUCGUCCUUCAGUGGUACGUAAACACAGUUGAGAAUUGGGCAGAAGACUGACAAAGGGGGCUAGAGAGCGGGAGAGAGCAACAGUUCUUGCUCCGGCAGCUAACUGAUCACAGAGUUCCCUUGAUUGCUGCGCGGGGGCUUGAGCACCCGGGAGUGAAAAUCUCGCUGUUGAUUUUGAUUGUAUUUGUUGUAAUUGCAUCACUCCCACCCCCCAUCGCCCUAGAAAUAACAUCAGCAACAACAAGUGGAGGCUGAGAGCGUGACUGGUAGCUGGACUGCGGGGCGAGCAGCUGCAGUGUGCACGGGCGUGAGAGGGAAAUUGCCACAAGCAGGACGCAUCUUUUUUUAUCAAUAGCCAGAGCCGGGCUUGGUACAGGGAUUAUGUCACGUUGAUUCACAAAUCCUACAGUAAGCGCCGGGGUUGGGAAGACUAGUGAUCACACACACACACACACAUACGUGCCCUCCCGCGAGCGCGCGCACACACACGCGAAUCCUCUCUUUUUUUCUGGAGCAAGAUUCUUGAUUGUUGUUGUUUUGCUAAGAUCUGGGCUAAGAAGUGAUCGUCGCUGACCAGAAUUCUCCAGAGCCGGGCUAGCCGUCUGGCUCCCUCCAGGAGGUCUGGUUCCAUAUAAAGGGAAGUGAGAAAGAGAAGUCAUCAACCUGUAGUUUUGACGGUCCCUACACCUGCAAACCUAGAUUGCUUAGUACAGUCCUCUCCUCGGGAGCUCUUUCUCCAGAUCCUUGGACGAACGAGAACAGCGUUGCUAUUUCUCUGCCUAGGAACAGUUAAGUACUUCUGCAUGAGCAUAACCAAAGGGUGAUCCACUCCCUUGUCCCCUAUGGAGACCUCAGAGCCAGUGUUGCAGCCUUCUCCUCCUCCUCCUCCUCUUGCCACUGCAGCUACUGCCCUGGGUGCUGCUCCAAGGUUUGAGACACUGUUGACAGGCUGAAGAAAGAAGGCUUGCAAAGACCUCCUCACUGUGUAAAUAAAAUGAUGGCUGGAAGUUACUUCAACUCCCUAAAUAUUAUUAUUAAGCAGUAAUCAUAUUGCUAGGCCAAAGCAUUGCUUGGAGCAAAUGAGAAAAGAGACUAUUGGCAUUUGGUUACAAUGAUAAACUAAAGAUCUGAAACUUUUUGGGGUCAAGAAAACAACAGGACAGUUACCUCCUUGCUUUGCAUAAACAUUUGCUCGUUGCUGGGUGCAGUCCUUGGAGUCUACAACAAAAUCAUGACUUUGAACAGAUGUGUGGAUUCUGGAUAGGCCACUGGAGUGUAAUAAGAAUAAAGAGGCUUGGUGGAUGAAAGGACAAGGCCUAGACUCUUUCUGAGAUCAAAUCUGAAGGCUGCAUCUGUUAUUUUUUUGAUAGCAAAACAGUUAUUUGUGUCAGACAUCCUGGAUGAUAAGAAAAUGCAGAUUUUGUGGUGGUUACAAUUUUGCAAAACACAAAUUCAGUUUUAUUAAUAACAUGAUGUGCUGUGCUUCCAAGAAACUGUCCUCCAAAUGCAAAUGGCUUUGAACUUGUCCUCAUAGAAGUCAAGGUGUGACUAUAGAUAUUCCAGACUAUUUUGUAUUAAACAAAUAAACAAUUACAAAAUGGAGGUUGCAAUGGUGAGUGCAGAUAGCUCUGGCUGCAACAGCCACAUGCCCUAUGGAUAUGCCGUCCAGGCUCGGGCUCGGGAGAGAGAACGACUGGCACACUCGAGGGCAGCGGCAGCUGCAGCUGUGGCAGCAGCAACAGCAGCAGUAGAAGGUGGGGCCUCGUUAGGAGGCGGACCCUAUCACCACUACCACCAGGUACAGAGUGGGGGGGCUUCCUCUUCUCACAAUGGCAAUGCAUCACACAGCAGUUUGCUCCAGCGUCAGAACAGCAGAAGGAGAAAGCGAGGGAGAAAGAGGAGCCACUAUCUGGGUAGCAGGGAUUGUGGGGCCUCCUUCCCCUGUUCUGAGCUGCUGCCUCUCAGUGGCUCUGAAGAGAAGAUACUGAAGGACUUGAGUGAGGAGGAAGAGGAGGAUGAGGGGGAGGAUGAAGAGGAUGAGGAGGAAGGAAAGUUCUUCUACAGUGAUGAGGAUGAGGUGGAUGAGUUUUCGUAUUUGGACCAGCCACCUGAUGAUUGUGGCGGUGGUGGCCCUGGGGGCUACAGCACUAUACGCUACAGCGAGUAUGAGUGCUGCGAACGGGUAGUGAUCAACGUGUCAGGACUGCGGUUCGAGACUCAGCUGAAGACCUUGGCUCAGUUCCCUGACACACUGCUGGGUGAUCCGGCAAAGCGGGGCAGGUACUUUGACCCACUCAGGAAUGAGUACUUCUUUGAUAGGAACCGGCCCAGCUUUGAUGCCAUCCUGUACUACUACCAAUCUGGGGGCCGUCUGAAGAGGCCAGUCAACGUGCCCUUUGAUAUCUUCACUGAGGAAGUGAAAUUCUAUCAGCUUGGGGAGGAGGCCAUGCUCAAGUUCAGGGAGGAUGAAGGGUUCGUCAAAGAGGAAGAGGAUAGGGCUUUGCCCAACAAUGAGUUCAAGAAGCAGAUCUGGCUGCUGUUUGAGUACCCAGAGAGUUCCAGUGCAGCCAGGGGCAUUGCCAUUGUCUCUGUCUUGGUCAUCUUGAUCUCCAUCGUCAUUUUCUGUCUGGAGACUUUGCCAGAAUUCAGAGACAACAAGGAGCUCAUAUUGUCCCUGGGCUUGGGGAGGGGGCUUUUCAAUGAGACUCUGCACCUGGAUGGUGGAGGGAACACUAUCUUCAAUGACCCAUUUUUCAUUGUUGAGACAGUCUGCAUCAUCUGGUUCUCCUUUGAGUUUACAGUGAGAUGGUUUGCCUGCCCCAGCAAAGCGGUCUUCAUCAAGAACAUCAUGAACAUCAUAGACAUUGUCUCCAUCUUGCCUUACUUCAUUACCCUGGGCACUGAGCUGGCCCAGCAGCAGGGCAGUAAUGGUCAACAGGCCAUGUCUUUUGCAAUCCUGAGGAUCAUCCGUCUGGUCAGGGUGUUUCGCAUCUUCAAGCUCUCCAGACACUCUAAGGGUUUGCAGAUCCUAGGUCAUACGCUCAGAGCCAGCAUGAGGGAGCUGGGGCUCCUCAUCUUCUUUCUUUUUAUUGGAGUCAUUUUGUUUUCCAGUGCUGUUUACUUUGCAGAAGCUGAUGAACCUUCCACUCAUUUUCAAAGCAUCCCAGAUGCCUUUUGGUGGGCUGUAGUGACCAUGACCACAGUUGGUUAUGGUGACAUGAAACCCAUAACUGUGGGUGGGAAGAUAGUCGGGUCCCUGUGUGCCAUCGCAGGUGUGUUAACCAUUGCUUUACCAGUGCCAGUGAUUGUCUCCAAUUUUAACUAUUUCUAUCACAGAGAGACUGAGAAUGAAGAACAAACACAACUGACGCAAAAUGCAGUCAGUUGUCCAUACCUCCCAACAAAUUUACUGAAGAAAUUUAGAAGCUCAUCAUCUUCUUCCACAGAGGGUAAAUCAGAGUAUUUGGAGAUGGAAGAAGGAGUUAAAGAGUCUCUUUGUGUAAAGGAAAAAAAAUGUCAGGACACAGGGAAUGACAGUGAGACAGAGAAGAAAAACUGUGUAAAUUCAAAAUCUGUGGAAACUGAUGUGUAAUAUUGAAAGUUUCCAAAUAUAUUUAUGCAUUAAAGAGUGCAGUGAUAAAAAUGAAAUAUGCAAACAAAAGUCUCAAGCAUACAAUAGUAUGCCCUUUAUUGGUUAAAUACAAAUACAGAAUAGUGUUGCUAAACUUGUAUUACAUAUCAAGUAAAUUAUAUACCUUGUGGAAGAGGUGGUUUGAGCUUAUGUAAUUUCAAACUUUAUAUUUUUAUUAGAAUGCAGGCAUUUUGCACAUGAGGGGAAGAAAUCAUUAAAACCAAGACAGUUUUAAAUUGGGUGUGUGAACUGUUGACAUCACUAAGAUCUCAGUGGUAAAAGUUGGCAUUCAGAGGUAUUUACUAUGUAAGAAACAAUGAAGUUCAGCAGUCAUUAUCCAUUUAUCAAUGCUUUAAUAGCUGUUACCAUAAAUCUUUGGAUUUCAUAGUUGUCAUCUUCAAAACAGUAAAAAUUAUUGUAAAAACCAAAAUUAUUCUACAGAACAUAGGUCUAAAUGUUAUCUUGAAAUAGCUAAUGUUUGUUUUUAAUUGGAAAUUAACUUUGAAAAGGCUGCUGAACCUCCAGAAAUUGUUUAUUUUUAUAACUCUCUUUGGAGGCAUUGCAGCAUUUGUUGUCUAAUACAUGGAAGAAAUGAAGUAAGAUAAUCAUUUAACAUGGUCUGAAUGCAGUGUCAAAGUGACUGGAAUGCUUUUUUGCACUACUUUUUAUGCUGGAGAUAUAUUGAAAGAGACUUCAUACUGUGAAUGUUUACUAAUGUAGUAGUUCAAUGACAAUCAUUGGAAGAGUGAAUUCUGCAUCUCAUUUUAUUGUUUUGUGUGUGUGUGCGUGUGAUGCUGAUGGCUAACCAGCUAAUGUUACAUUAAGUCCAUAGUCUUUUAAUUAUUACUAUCUGUGAUCUGGAAAAGGACUGUGAAGUAAAAUUUUAUAAUCUUUUUUUUGUUUUUUAAACAGUCUGCUCAAUUGAUGCCCUCAAGAAAUUACAAUGUAUUUUAUAUUUUCUUUACUGGUUACUUCAGCAUUCAGAAUCCAUGAUAAAUACAUGCACUUUGUCAGUAUUGAUGUAAUUCUGAGUAAUCGAAGGGACUGUAGCAGUAAUAAGAUGUUCAACUGAUACAGUGAUGAGGACUAAGGAUUGCUAAAUGUGCUAUUAUUGGAGCUGUGUUUUUUUCCUUAAUUACAGCUUUCACCCAUGUGCAUUUGAAAUAACCUUUAAGAUCCAUAGUAGGCAUUCUGGGAUUUAGAAUAAACACUUCAGGACCCACGCUGUCCUCAAAAAAGCAUUUGUUGAUCCAUUCUCGCUUAUGUUUAAGCCAGUUCUACCUUCCUUGUGCACCCCAAGCUCCUAUUAACCUCAGUUGGAGAUGUGGGUGUGCAAGGACUGUACUGUCAGGCCCACUGCAUAUUUCAGAACGUGGAAUGAAAUAGGGAAGGUAUCAUCUAACAAAGUAUGCAUUCAAAAUAGGUAUUUUUGGAGACAGAAUUAUCUGGGAAGGGCAUUACUAAAGUGGAACAGUUUCAUUGCGGAAUCCAGAAAGGUCCAAAUUACUAUCCUUGAACAAUAUUGACACGAGCACUUUGGGACCUGGAAACAGGCAUUGUUAGAAAUAGAGGGAGUUAAACAACACUAGUAAGUUGGUGUGAUUUUUGCAAUGGCAAUCCAAAGCCCAAAAGAGGAAUUCUGGGAAUGACAAAUGACAAAGUUCUGGUGCUGAAAAGUGUCAUUUUUUUAGUACCCAGAACUAACCUCAAUUAGUGUAAAUUGCACACAGGUAUCAACCUGGCGUGGUUAAUUUUCAGCAACAUCAUGUGGCACAGAAUGGAGCCUUAGGUUGAGGAUUUUCCCGGUUGGUCAGUUUUUGCCCUCAUGGUUAUUGUGUGGGUCAUGUCAGCCAAGAAGAUCCUCUACUUAUCCUCCAAUACAAACAUCACUAAGCUUAUUAAAAAUACAUUAAUAUUAUUGAUGGUACAGCAGAAAACACGGCAUUGUGCUCAGCCUUGAUUGAAAGGCCACAGAUAAGCAUUAGAUUCCUCGCAUAAAAUCCUGAACAGAUUUCACCAACUUUUUGAAGAGGCAUUAAGCAAAGGUCCUAUUUAGUGUGCUGACAUUAAAUUCAGCUAAGUUUUAAAGUGUAAUACCCAAAUAGUUUCUAUUUGUAGAAAUUCACUAUAUGUAAGAUACUGUAUUUCAUUCUUGCUAUUCUAGGGAAACAAAUUUUUAAAAAAGCCUAUAAAGAGGAAGUGUUAGUAAUAAGAUGAGCGUUACUAUAUAUACCACAAAAAUCAACCAAAAUAAAGUGCUUUGUUAACAGGUGUCAGUAACAGCUUAAGAACAUAUGGAUUCUUGUGUAUACUGAAUUUAUAGCAGUACUAUAUAAGCUAGGUCCCAGGUGAUCUUAUUUGAGUCAGUAAAAAGGUAGUGAAAAUAAGGGAAGUACAAGCUAAAGACAAAUGAGUGGAAAAUAAGGAGUGCAGGUGUGCAUGAUAAUUUGGCUGAUAGGGAAAGUGGGAAAUUUAGGCUGGAUGAGAGACCAUGGAAUUUUGAAUCUUCAGACUGAGAGUGUUGUAGAAAUAAGGAAUAAAGCUCUUUGUUUCAGAGGGAAAGGCAUAUGUUGCAUUACUCUUGGGGACUUGCAGUAGUAAAUAGAAGAACAUUAUGAUGUCAGAUGAAACUGCUGUGCCUCUUGAAGAUGUAUAUGAGCCUGUGUACAUGUAAUUGUUAAGUCAGGGGUUGCCAAUAUAAAUGAGAAUAACUGUAGCUCAAAAUUAGGUAUUGCUACUAGUUUGGCAGACCAUUCUGAAACAUACAAAAUGACCCUGCGUUUCCAGAAAGGAAACUAAUAUCUUUACACGGACCUUUGGAUUUGAUCGGCCCACUGCUCAUCAGUCCAAUCAGUUAUGACAGUCUGAAAAGGCCUCACCCCAAACACACCUUCAGUCCAUGAAAAGGCUAAAAUCUGUAGGUCAUAAAUCCUUUCAAUAAAAUGGAAAGUCUCAAUAAAAUACAACUUAGGUUGCAACUUUGUGCAAGAGAAAUCCCUGUUUAAGCACCUAUAGUUCCCAUUUAUUACCACCGCUGCUGCUAUCAAAGCUUUCUUAAUGUUAUUUGAUGCUGACAACUACCAGAAUAAAAUAUUGUCAUCAUUUGGGCAUUCUCUGAUUCUUAAAUUAUGGACGAGAAAUGCAUCCCUGGUAUAAGUGUACUGAUGGAGUUGCACCAGGGAUAUAUUUGGCCCGAGUACUGUAGUUCAGACCAUGCCACAACAGACAUAUGCUCCAGCUGCAAAUAACACAAAAUGAAAUAUUUUGAGAUUUUGGGCCUGAUUGGUGUAAAAUCUAGAGCAAUUCCAGUAGAAGUCAUUGAGUUACACCAAUGCAAAGUGGGAUUUCAAAUGGAUUUCCGUUAAUUUUCUAAAUUGCUCGUCAUGUUCAGGAAUAAAUAUAUCAUUUUAUCGUUCCACUUGGUGACAAGGCAAGAAAGCAGGUUUUUAAGGAGUGUGCUUUGCUAAGGGAACAGCUGAUUUAAUGCAUGACUUAUAUUCAGAGACUUAUAUUUUUUCCUUCCUUACAGUCAUGCUGUUUCUUGAAAUCACAUUGACUCAUGGAAACCUCAGUCUGGGUCCCCAAACUGGUAUAAACCCAACUGUUGUGUUUCUUUGUUAAGGAGCACAAUGUCUAGGCUUCUCAGUGUUUAGCAAAGCCUUCUCAGAAUGGUUCUAACAUAAAACCCAUUGAUGGAAAGCACAGUUCUUUGUUUCGGUUUGAAGAAAAAUCUCCUGUCUCCUUUUUUUGCGUUGAAGAGAGUCCAUUUCAUUUGUUUCCAUGUCAUGCAAAGUAAUUUUAGGCAGUGCAGGUGCAUGGACAAAUUGUUAUAGGUAUGUCCAAGUCACUACAACCUUGUGCUUGGUAUUUUGCGGAUGUUAAAUAUGAAUUCUGGAUUGUUCUUUGUCAUAGAAAGCAUAAUUUGGUUGGGUUUUGGGCCAGCAAAACUUUGUUCUAGCUCAUGAUGGAACAUGAAAAAUCUAUUCUGGAUGGCUUUGGUGUGUACAAAGUCUGAUUUAAGUGUCAUCAGGUCAUAUCCCUGAACAAAAGAAAAGAACUGUGUUUAGUGGCUCCAGACCCAGAAAGUUCAUGUCAGGUGUGUUUUUUGAAUUGUGGGACGUUCAUUCUAACUGACCUGGUGUUAUGAAAAAUCAAUUUUUAGGUGGCUCAAGAGUAUGAAAAACUUAUACUUCAUGGUUGGGAAAGCAUGGGAAGGGCAUUUUAGAGGAAAGGUGACAGGAAAGGCAGCUCUGAGUACCCACCUAUACUCAUAAUCUAGAAAUGCCUAUUUUGGGCAUGCCUAGUUUUUCCUGCAUAGCCUUGAUUUAUGAUGUGGCCUCUUAGUGAUCCCAGAGCUUGGGAAGCCAAUUUUCAGUGCAAACAAAGUAUUAAAAUAAGGCUUGUGGAAAUUUGUUGGUAGUCUUCAAAUUAAAUAUGAACUUUACUUGGUAUUUUAGCUUUCAGUAAUGGAAAUUUAGCUUUCAGUAAUUUAGCUUUCAUUUCUGACUGGUCCAGUGUUUGUUCCGCUUUCACUGUAUCCUAUCAUAAAUACUGGCCUAAAUUAUUGCAAUUGGUAUGAAAAAAGUAAUACGUCAAAACAUGGAUUAGCUUUUUAAAAUUGACAUAACAUCCAGCAUAGAUACUAUAGUUUUUGUUAUAAUAGGAGUGACCAAAAUCCAAAUUCAUAAUAUUUGUAGACAUGGCUCAGGGUAUGCAUGUUAUUGUUGAUGUAUUUGAAUGACCAAAUAUUUUUGACUUUACAGUGAAUGGGUCUUGUUUAAUGGUUUACCCAUAUUUGUGCAUCUUUGUUUGAAACAAGUGAUUGUGGAGAAAUCCGUUAUUUUUAAAUCACUGAGACGGAAAUGAACCUACUUUCAUUUCCACAAAGAUCAUAUGAGGUGAAAAUAACUCUUGACAACUUAAUUCCUGGUUAAACACUUAAAAGAUUUUACCUGGGAACCAGGUGCAAAUAUGAAACUUUAUAUAUUACUUCCAUGCUUUCUAUGUAUUCAGAACUCGGAUUACAUAUUAGUUCAUAAAGACAAGUCAUUAAAUCAUUUUGUACUGA